GGCCUAGAGAUAACGCAUCAAUGGAAGCUCAUCGAUUAUCAUGUGAAAUUGGAGCAUUUCCGUUAGAAUCGUUGACGUACCCUGACCAUUGAGUGGCCUUUGAAAUUUGGAGCCUUUGGUGCAACGAAAUAAUCGAAUGUCGAUCCCUCUUUAGGGUCUCUCUUCCUUCCAAAGAACGACACGCCUGUUGGUUUUUCUUACCGGAACUGAAAAUCCGGUAAGGUUACCCGGCGGCGACCGUUCUGUCUUUUGCUAGUCAGGACUCGGAACUUCGGACUGCACGCACUUGCCGGAAUUUCUUAGUAGGGAGGUGGGUCUUAAAUAUAUCGAUUGGUUGGUUCCUCCUUGCCAAGUUGAGGUGAAAUCCUUUGGAUUUUGCGUUCGAAAAGAGGCAGCGAGUGGUGAAUAUUGUUUCGGUGGAGAAGAUGAGUGGUCAAGGAGGUCCUUCCAGGAAGAGCAUGACUCGGUCAUUCUCGUCAUCGCAGAUAAAGAAAAAAGCUUUGGAGAAUGGAAGCAGUGACGCCGGGCAUACAUCGAUUGCUUCAUCUCGUUCCAUGAUACGAUCUGCUGAGCGUACUGUAAAACACUUGCGGCUAUCAAAAGCCUUGACAAUACCUGAAAAUACUACCAUCAUUGAGGCUUGCCGUCGGAUGGCUGCUCGUAAAGUUGAUGCUUUGUUGCUCACGGACUCAAAUGCUUUACUUUGUGGAAUUUUAACAGACAAGGAUAUAGCUACAAGAGUCAUUGCUCGCGAGCUAAAUCUUGAGGAAACACCCGUCUCCAAAGUCAUGACAAGGAACCCAGUUUUUGUUCUUUCAGACACACUAGCUGUGGAAGCUCUGCAGAAGAUGGUGCAAGGGAAAUUCAGGCAUUUGCCUGUUGUGGAGAAUGGAGAGGUCAUUGCUUUACUUGAUAUAGCAAAGUGUCUAUAUGAUGCAAUUGCACGCAUGGAAAGAGCUGCUGAGAAGGGAAAGGCCAUUGCUGCAGCUGUUGAAGGAGUGGAAAAGCAUUGGGGGACUUCAAUCUCUGGUACUAACACAUUCAUUGAGACUCUUAGGGAGCGAAUAUUUAGGCCGUCGUUGUCUACUGUCAUUCCAGAGAAUUCAAAGAUAGUGACAGUCUCACCCACUGACUCAGUCUUAACUGCAACAAAAAAGAUGCUUGAAUUUCGUUUGAGCUCCGCAAUUGUAACUGUUGGGAAUAAACCUCGAGGAAUUCUUACUUCCAAGGAUAUUCUGAUGCGGGUCAUUGCACAAAAUCUUUCACCAGAGUCAACUCCUAUGGAGAAGGUCAUGACCCCAAAUCCUGAAAGAGCAACAGUUGAUACACCAAUUGUUGAUGCUCUGCAUACUAUGCAUGAUGGGAAAUUUUUACAUCUUCCUGUUGUGGAUCGAGAUGGAUGCAUUGUUGCUGUUAUUGAUGUAAUCCACAUCACUCAUGCAGCUAUAGCCACUGUGAGAGGCACGGGUGGUGGGGCUGGAAAUGAGACAGCCAACAGUGUGAUACAAAACUUUUGGGAUUCUGCCAUGGCAUUGGAACCUGUGGAUGAUGAAGAAGAGACACGGAGUGAGGGAUCAUUGAAAUUGACCUCUGAUGGAACAGAGACUGUGAGGUUUGCGUCUCUUAGUUCAUUUGGUUUGCCUAAUACCUUUGGCUUCAAGAUUGAAGAUAGAAAGGGCUGGAUGCAUAGAUUUAUCUGUGACACUCGAAGUUUGACAGAUCUUUUAACUUCCAUCCUCCAGAGGGUGGGUGGCGACAUUGAUUGGAACCAUUUGCCCCAAAUUCUGUAUGAAGACGAAGAUCAUGAUAAAGUUGUGAUUGCAUCAGAUGGUGAUCUUGCAGCGGCUGUGGACCAUGCAAGGCAGGUUGGUUUGAAGAGUUUGAGGUUGCAUCUAGAUUAUUCAGGGUCAGAUGGUCAGAGGCGUGGUGGCUCAGAAGGUUUUGAUUAUGCACAUAGAGAUGCAUGGGCUUCUGCAUACAGUACCGUUGCAGCAGGGGCUGCAGUCGUUGCUGGACUUGGUGUAUUAGCAUAUUUGCAGAGAUACAGUUCCUGAGUAAUCUCAGAUAUUCUGGUAUUAAGAAGAAUAGCCAGGAGCACACAAAGCUGUUUGGAAAAGCAGCUAAUGGUACGGAAGGGAUGCAUCUUCUAUAUUCACAAGGCAUGCAUCUAUGGAGGGGGAAUAGAGUAGAACAGAAAGAAGAUAAUGCCAAAUUUGGAUUGGCUG
This is a messenger RNA of Telopea speciosissima, 2225 nucleotides long. RefSeq names its product CBS domain-containing protein CBSCBSPB5-like. The transcript is spliced from 16 exons. Gene Ontology annotation, molecular function: protein binding. NCBI's taxonomy places the organism in Eukaryota, Viridiplantae, Streptophyta, Magnoliopsida, Proteales, Proteaceae. Bases 426 to 2054 code for a protein of 542 amino acids. The record is from RefSeq and is a predicted model, not a curated record.